Molecule: messenger RNA, 3523 nt
Organism: Cornus florida
Lineage: Eukaryota; Viridiplantae; Streptophyta; Magnoliopsida; Cornales; Cornaceae
Product: lysine-specific demethylase JMJ13-like
Exons: 11
Coding region: 461-3082 (873 amino acids)
Biological process (GO): chromatin remodeling
Cellular component (GO): nucleus
Molecular function (GO): histone demethylase activity
Source: RefSeq, a predicted model, not a curated record
CGGUUUUCUAAAGGCAUACUUGUGGAUUCCAUCUACUGUUCCUCCUUCCUCUCUCUCUACCUCUUUCUCUCUCUAAAAAAUUCUUAUCACUUCCUCUAGUCGGAAAACCUCUUAUAUUCGCCGGGAAACCACCUCUGCGCCGGCGAACACCCUCCGGAGUGUCGCCGAGAAAUUCUUUUUUUCUUCUCUCACUUAUUCGUUUUCAUUUUCUUUUUCUCCACGUAGAGUUGGUGACUCGGUUGGUUGGAAUUGGCCGAUCUCUGAGUUUGACUCGGUUCGUGGUGUUUCGCGAGAAUGUGGCGAAUCUGAGGGCGUUUUUGGGAUCGUUCAUGCCUGAGAUUGUGGUCUAGGGUUUGGAUUUUUCGUAUUUUUUGAUUCGGUUAUUUGUUGGCUGCUUCUUUGUUUGUUUCUUCGGCGAAUUGAGAAGACGGAGUCGUUCAGAGAAGAACUUCGUAAUGAAAUGGUGGAAGGAAGGGUUUGUUCCUCCAGACAGGCUAAAUUAGAAUUUCUAAAGCGUAAAAGGCUUCAGCGUAUGAAGCCAGAAGCUGUGGCAGAUUCGGUAUAUGUCUCUAACAUGAUGCCUAGGAGUGGAGGAGAUGCUUUACGAGCUUCAGAAUCAUGUGGUAUGAGGUUACAUGGCAGUGCAGAUACAGUUUCUAGAUCUGGUGGUGCUUCAAAUGAGAAGGAUGUCUUUUUAAAGCACAAGGUUGCUAAAUUUGACAUAAAUGAUCUAGAAUGGACUGAUAAAAUUCCAGAGUGUCCUGUAUUCUUUCCGAGUAAAGAGGAGUUUGAGGAUCCUUUGGCUUAUCUUCAAAUGAUAGCUCCAGAAGCUUCAAGAUAUGGUAUAUGCAAGAUUGUUUCCCCUUUGAGUGCUUCUGUUCCUGCUGGUAUAGUAUUGAUGAAAGAGAAAGCAGGUUUUAAGUUUACAACUAGAGUACAACCCCUUCGUCUUGCUGAGUGGGAUUCCGAUGAUAAGGUCACUUUCUUCAUGAGUGGGAGAAAUUAUACAUUUCGUGAUUUCGAGAAAAUGGCGAACAAGGUUUUUGCACGUAGAUAUUGUAGUUCUGGAUGUCUUCCUGCCACAUACUUGGAAAAAGAAUUUUGGCAUGAAAUAGCUUGUGGAAAGACGGAAAGUGUUGAAUAUGCAUGUGAUGUUGAUGGGAGUGCCUUCUCAUCUUCUCCCAGUGAUCAGCUUGGAAAAAGCAAAUGUAACCUUAAGAAACUUUCUCGGUUGCCCAAGUCUACUUUACGUCUUCUAGAAACAACAAUUCCGGGCGUUACUGAACCAAUGCUUUACAUCGGGAUGCUAUUUAGUAUGUUUGCUUGGCAUGUGGAAGAUCAUUACUUGUAUAGUAUUAAUUAUCAUCACUGCGGGGCUGCAAAAACUUGGUAUGGGAUUCCUGGUCAUGCAGCUUUGGAUUUUGAAAAUGUGGUGCAGAAGCAUGUGUAUACUCAUGAUAUUCUAUCGGCUGAUGGAGAGGAUGGAGCUUUUGAUGUGCUUUUGGGCAAAACAACUUUGUUUCCUCCAAAUAUCUUGGUAGAACAUGAUGUCCCUGUCUACAAGGCAGUGCAAAAGCCUGGGGAGUUCAUAAUAACCUUCCCUAGAGCAUAUCAUGCAGGAUUUAGUCAUGGUUUUAAUUGUGGCGAGGCAGUAAACUUUGCAAUUGGUGAUUGGUUCCCUUUGGGAUCAAUUGCUAGCCGACGUUAUGCCUUUCUUAACAGGAUGCCUCUCCUUCCUCACGAGGAGCUCCUCUGCAAAGAAGCAAUGCUUCUCCAUACAGGGUUGGAACUUGAAGAUACAGAUUAUUCAUCUGUAGACUUGCUCUGUCACAUUAGUAUUAAGGUUUCUUUUGUAAAUUUGAUGCGAUUCCAGCACCGUGCUCGCUGGUGUUUAAUGAAAUCGAGGGCGUGUACAGGUGUUUCUUCAAUUUCCCAUGGAACUAUUCUCUGUAGCCUAUGCAAACGUGAUUGUUAUGUAGCAUACAUUGGUUGCAACUGUUACUUGCAUCCUGUGUGCCUUCGUCAUGAGAUCAAGUUGCUUGACUUUCCUUGCGGGGGCAAUCAUACUCUGUUUUUGAGGGAGGAUAUUUCAGAUAUGGAAUCUGCAGCCAAGAAGUUUGAGCAAGAAGAAGGCAUAGGAUAUAAGGUUCAGCAACAAUGUGGAAGUGGUGAUGACUUGCUUCUUCUAUCAGAUAUGUUUCCAAGAGUUGAAGAGGAUGGAUACACUCCAUACUGUGUGAUAAACUUUGAACUGGACCUGGAGAUUGCUAAAAAUCAGUAUCAGUCCCAAAAGCCUGAGUGUGUUUCUCGGGGUGAACCUAUGUUGAGAAGUGGUUCAGAAAAUUUUAAAGCUGAAGAAUCAGAUGAUUCCCUUUCUUGUGCUGCAUCAACGCUUUGUUCUUUUCUUGAACAAUCUGAAAGCUUUUCUAUAGCCAACGAUCAGGUACGGCGGAAUGGUAACCCAAGUUUAGGAGAUCUUGUAUCUACAAAGUUUUCUAAAGAAGCACCUCACCAUGACUCCGAAUCUUUGCUAUCCUCUCUCACUUAUGAGAGUUUGGGUACUCGUCAAUUUAAUCUUCAAGAAUCAGAGCUUAGGCCCAUCGUGGAUAAGGAAAGUGAUGAGUCUGAUUCAGAGAUAUUUAGGGUCAAACGGCGUUCUUCUAUGAAAGUGGUGCAAAGAAAUGUGAAUGAUGCCAUAUUGCCAAAAAUUGAACACCAGGGCCUUAAACGACUAAAGAAACUCCAAUUUAAAGGAAGAUGUGGACAACUGAUGUCAUCAGAUUGUUCUACCACUGGAGAUUUUAGCCAUGAUUUGAGUGCCAAUGUAACUUAUUCUAAAGAAGCUCCAGACAGUGGUUUGAUGGACAGGUUUGCCAGAGGAACUACCAUUCCCAUCACCUUUAAGUUUAAGAAAGUGACCAGUGAGGAUGCAGGGAGUAACCAUAGAGAACACCUCAGAAGCGAUAGAUUCCACCAGGAUUUGGGAAAGGCAGUGAGAGAAUCACCCCCCAAAGAGGUUGGGCCAAAGCGUCUGAAAGUCAGAGGCCCUUCAUUUCUAGGGUCAGAGAGCAGGUUGCAUUGAGUAGAUCACCAGUUGGCCAGCCCCCUGGAGCACUUUCUAGAACCUAACUUUGCUAACAUGGUUUUCUUUGAUGGGGUUCUAACAACACGGAAACUUAACAAGUUUAGAUGAAGAUAUAUAUAUAUAUAUAUAUAUAUAUUCUUUGUGCAGGCCUCAAAUUGGGGCAUUCCCAUGGUGGGGUUCUCAAGCCAGGUGUUUUUCCAUCUUUGGCCGGAGAAUCUUCCUGCAAUCAGAAGUUAGAUUUUGGGUUAUUGACUUUGAUGUAAAUUUUUUUUCUAACAGUCAAAUCAAUUAUUGCUAGGAAAGUGGGCAUUUAAGUUAGCCUACUUUUGAUUUAAGUCUGCUGCUUCCCUUGCUAGGGUUCUUUAUUCUUUUUGUAGCAAUGGGUCCUUGUACCUUGGACUACUGGAAUAAAAUCAAGAGAAAAUUUCAUUCUCUCCA